GCUUCGUUUCAAGAGAGGUCUCUAAAUAGUGAACUGCUCCAAGGACCUGACCUGACCAACACGUUAAUUGGUGUGCUUUUAAGAUUUCGUGAGGAGCCAGUAGCUAUAAUGGCGGACAUCGAGUCGAUGUUUUACCAGGUCAAGGUGCCGGAACGUGACGCAGACCUACUCCGUUUUCUUUGGUGGCCCAAUGGCAAGUUGAACGAGCCUAUGAAGGAAUUUCGAAUGACUGUGCACCUCUUCGGAGCCACUUCUUCACCAAGUGUUGCCUUAUAUGCACUAAAAAGAACUGCUGAAGAUCACAAGGCUGAUGUAUCUCCAGAAGCUGUUCAGACAGUUCUGCGCAACUUCUACGUAGAUGACUGUUUGAAAAGUGUAGCUAAAGAAGAAGAUGCGGUGACCCUGGCUAGAGAUCUUCGUACCCUGUGUGCCAGUGGAGGCUUCACUCUAACAAAGUGGGUGAGCAAUAGCAGGAAGGUGUUAAUGACAAUCCCUGAAGUGCAUAGAGCCAGUGAAGUGAAGGACUUGGAUCUAAGACAUGACGCUUUGACAGUCGAGAGGACCCUCGGUGUACAGUGGGACACUGAAACCGAUACUUUCACCUACAGUAUGAAGCUGCAAGACAAGCCAAUGACCAGAAGAGGAAUUUUAUCAGUCGUGAAUUCCAUCUACGACCCCCUUGGCUUUCUGGCUCCAGUCAUCUUGCCCGCUAAAUUCCUGUUGAAAGAUCUUUGUAAAGAACAAUACGGAUGGGAUGAGAACAUUGGUGGAAAACACGCUGAAGUUUGGAAAAGAUGGAUCGAAGAUGUCAGUCAUCUCUCUACCUUCCAUGUGAGCAGGUGUUUGAAGCCUAAAGAUUUUGGUUGCACUGCAGUAGCACAGUUACAUCAUUUUUCAGAUGCUUCUGAGUCUGCAUACGGCACUGUGUCCUAUCUGCUGUUAGAGAAUAGCCAAGGUGAGAAACGAUGUGCAUUCCUCAUGGGGAAGGCAAGAGUGGCUCCACUCAAACUGGUCACUAUUCCCAGACUCGAGUUGACCGCAGCAGUUGUCGCUGUUAAAAUGGAUAAGAUGUUACAUCAAGAGCUUCAAGUUCCAUUGCAACAAUCUAUUUUUUGGACAGACAGUACUACUGUGCUCAGAUAUAUUGACAGUGACUCUGCUCGUUUCAAAACUUUCGUUGCAAACAGAAUCUCGUUGAUCCGAGAAGCAACCAAGCCAUCACAGUGGAAGUAUGUCAGAACAACAGAAAAUCCUGCAGAUCAAGCCAGUAGGGGCCUGAAAGCUAAAAGCUUGAUGCAAGGAGGAACAUGGAUCAAUGGGCCGGCCUUCUUGCUGGACAAGGAAUGUGACUGGCCGGAACAACCUGUGCAAAGGAAGGAAAGCCUUCAAAAUGAUAUGGAAGUCAAGAAAGGAGCUACAGUCAACAUGAUUAAUGUCAAGGAAAACAUGAAUCCAAUUGACAAACUAAUCAGCUAUUACUCAGACUGGCAUAAACUAAAAAGAGCAUUUGCCUGGAUUUUAAAGGUGAAGGAAAAUCUGUGGAAACUGAAAGAGGAAAGAAAGGAAAUAUCAAGAAAGAUCAGGGAAACUGAAAAGGACCCUGAAAAGGAAAGAUCAAAAUUGGAACAACAAAUGAAGAAAUUCAAAGCAACAAAAAAUAAAUCACUUACUUUGGAUGAUCUGAUUGUCGCAGAAUCUGAAAUAAUCAAAUUCAGUCAAAGACAGCAGUUUGGAGAAGAAAUCAAAGUGCUGGAGAAAGGUAAACAGCUCAGUCAUAGCAGUCAACUGUUCAAAUUGGAUCCGAUUCUUCAAGAUGACACGUUAAGGGUUGGUGGAAGACUCAACAAGUCUGCCAUGCCAGAAAACGCUAAACGUCCAGUAAUUAUUUCAAAGCACAGUAAAGUUGCAACAUUGAUUUUGAGAGACAUACACCAAAGAACAGGACACUGUGGACGCAGCUAUGUCUUAGCACAACUGAGAUGCAGAUACUGGAUCCCACAAGCCAAUUCUGCAAUUCGAAAGAUAAUCAACAAAUGUACAGUGUGCCGCAGGAUUAAUGGAAAGGUUGGUGAGCAAAAGAUGGCAAACCUGCCUGAAGAUAGGCUCUUGCCAGAUAAGCCUCCUUUCACAAAUACCGGUGUUGAUUUCUUUGGGCCGUUUGAUGUCAAGCGGGGCCGAAAUACAGUCAAAAGGUACGGUGUGAUGUUCACUUGUCUCACUCUCAGAGCGGUGCACAUUGAAGUUGCAGAUAGCCUCGACACAGACUCCUGUAUUAAUGCAAUUCGUCGCUUUAUGUGCAGGAGAGGUCAAGUUACCAUCAUGCGUUCUGACAAUGGCACAAAUUUUGUGGCCGCUGAAAGAGAGUUGAGAGAAGCCAUUCAACAGCUGGAUAAUGACAAGAUUGAAAAGGCCUUGCAACCAAAGGGAAUAAAGUGGAUAUUCAAUAGCCCAGCUGCUUCGCACCAAGGCGGGAUUUGGGAAAGACAAAUUCGGACUGUGCGAAAAAUCUUAAAUUCCCUUUUGAAAGAGCAAGCAGUGAACGAUGAUUGUCUUCUGACAAUAAUGUGUGAGGUUGAAAGCAUCAUCAACGGUAGGCCACUUACAACAAUGUCAGAUGACGUGAAUGACGUAGAACCUCUAACACCCAAUCAUUUACUGCUGUUGAAAUCUCAACCCAAAAUGCCUCCAGGGAUUUUCAGCAAAGAUGACAUGUACACAAGAAAGAGAUGGAAGCAAGUUCAAUAUCUUGUGGAUUUAUUUUGGACUAGAUGGACCCGUGAAUACCUUCCACUUCUUCAAGAGCGCCAGAAAUGGCUAAAGCCAAAAAGAAACUUCAUGACGGGAGAUGUUGUGUUACUAGUGGAUAGCUCUUCCCCACGAAACUCCUGGCUCAUGGGAAGGGUAGUUGAAACGUUGCCAGACUCCAAUGGAAUAGUGCGAAGAGUGAGGAUAAAGACCAAGACCAACACUCUGGAAAGGCCUAUUAACAAACUGUGCUUGUUGGAAGAGGCGACGUCAGAAGAGUGAAGAAAGAAGAAACCAGUUGAUAAUUUAUGGGAAAAAAGUUUGGCUCUUUGUGUUUAAGUUUAUAAUUGCUUAGUCCUCUUGCCUAACCAAUUAGGGGCCGGGUAAUGUAAGAGCCACAUAGGAAUAAUUUCAUUUAAAUAAUAAUUUAGUAAAAUUAAUAAGAAAAUAUUUCAUUAAAAUUCAUAAGAUAUUUUUGCUUUAAAAUGCAUAUUUAGUAAUGUUUAAAUCUGAUAACAUUUAGUUAUUUUGAGCUUCCAGUCAGAUCGCACUACGUCAUAACGCAUGCGAUUGAAUGUGUUCAGUUAGUUUGAAGUUAGAUAUGAUGGAAGCAACACAGUUUUUUGACCGUGCGUACCAUGUCUACUAUGUAACAGCUUUUAUUUAUGUUUUGGAAGUAAACAUUUAAAACGAAGAUCGUGGUUUGCUCGUGUUUCAAAUACUGGUUAAAUUUGACUGACUUCAAAAGGUGGUACAGAAGAAUAAGAAGCAAA
Paramisgurnus dabryanus is the source of this 3518-nucleotide messenger RNA. NCBI's taxonomy places the organism in Eukaryota, Metazoa, Chordata, Actinopteri, Cypriniformes, Cobitidae. The record is from RefSeq and is a predicted model, not a curated record.